CCUCAACAUCUCGCCGGCCACAUGGAGAAGCCGGGACAGAAGCUGAAGCAGCCGCCGCUCCCGGGGGGUGGGGCCAAGCGGCGCACCAGCAUGUUCGAGAAAGAGAAUUUUGCACAGCUGCUGAAAGAGAGAAUCAGAAAUUCAAGCCAUGAUGUUUGUGGUACAGAACCGGUGGAAGAGGAGUCUAUGGCAGAGUUUGGGAAAACUGAAUUAUUUGCACUGAAAGCAAUGACAAAAUUGAGAUAUGCUAAUACAUACAGAAUGGAGCCAAACAGUAAAUUCCAGGCUCAUUUAGUAGGAAAGAAGAUUCAGCAGAUACUAACGAAUAGACUUCAGAAAGUUAAUUAUGAUGGUGCAGCUAGCAACUUCCUGUGUACUUCGAUCUCAGAAGAAAUAAUAGCAUCUGUCAAGGCAAUGGGCUUUGAUCGUUAUAAGUAUGUAGUAACUGUACUAACUGUGGAAAAGACAGGUCAGGCAAUAAAUAUUGCCAGCAGAUGGCUCUGGGAUGUUGCAAGGGAUGACUGGGUUUCAGCUAAAUGUGAAAUGGAAUCCUUUGUUGUAUUGGCUUUGCUAGUUGCUUGUUAUUUUGAGUAAUUUUUCUAAAAGGUGCAACUAUUAAUGUAUCUCACAGCAUUGUGAAUGUUUGUUCAAAAACUUUCAAAAUAUUGAAUGCUUUCUUUUAAAUUUUAAAAUAACUGAUUUGUUAAAAAUCCACAUACUGUACUUUAAAAUUAAUUCUUUCAAGUUU
Messenger RNA from Gavialis gangeticus (Gharial), 748 nucleotides. It is a transcript of the gene DYNLT2, whose product is annotated as t-complex-associated-testis-expressed 3. The transcript is spliced from 5 exons. The record is from RefSeq and is a predicted model, not a curated record. The coding region runs from base 22 to 594 and encodes 190 amino acids. Gene Ontology annotation, cellular component: cytoplasmic dynein complex; cytoplasm. Gene Ontology annotation, biological process: microtubule-based movement. Gene Ontology annotation, molecular function: dynein intermediate chain binding. Lineage: Eukaryota; Metazoa; Chordata; Crocodylia; Gavialidae.